UAACCACAACCAAUAUUUCACCAGCUUUCCGGCAUUUCCAAAGCUUUCAAAACAGUGUUUAUAAAGUGGAACUCCAACAUCCUCGAUCUUAUCGAAACCUACAUAUGCAAUCUCAAUUCACUUAGGGUUUCGACAAAUCUUAUACAAUCAUCCCCCCUCUAUAAUCUCUUCCGUUUCUACUACCUACAUUCACAAAUUCCUCACAUUUCAGCAACGAUUUCAGUCUUCAAGAGAUUUGGAUUUACUUCGUCGGGUAGAAUGGCACAGACAAUGGCUUCAGGUCUACAGAUGAUGAUGGCGAAACCAUCAGUGAAUUCAUCAUGGAAGGUGCUCAAUUCAAGUGCUGCAGUUUUUGGUGCUAAUCCAAAAACAAACUCUUUCUCUAUGCUCUCAAGUGCUUCUUCUAUUGCAUCAGUAAAACCAUUGUCCUGCAACAUCAUUUCUAUGCAUUCCAAAUCCGGUGAAGUCAUCACAAGGGCAAUGUCUCAAUCUACUGACAGCAAACCUACUCUUCCUGGUUUGCCUAUUGAUUUGAGAGGGAAAAGAGCAUUUAUAGCUGGGAUAGCUGAUGACAACGGAUAUGGUUGGGCAAUAGCAAAAUCUCUAGCUGCUGCUGGUGCUGAAAUUUUAGUUGGUACAUGGGUGCCUGCACUGAACAUUUUUGAGACCAGUCUUCGUCGUGGAAAGUUUGAUGCAUCUCGCGUUUUGCCAGAUGGGUCACUAAUGGAAAUUACUAAAGUUUAUCCUUUGGAUGCUGUUUUUGACAACCCUGAGGAUGUACCCGAAGAUAUUAAAACAAAUAAGCGUUAUGCAGGAUCCUCGAACUGGACUGUUCAGGAAGUUGCUGAAUGUGUGAAAAAGGAUUUUGGAACUAUCGACAUCCUUGUGCACUCCCUUGCCAAUGGACCAGAGGUUAGUAAGCCUUUACUGGAGACUUCCAGAAAAGGAUAUCUUGCAGCUAUCUCUGCAUCUAGUUACUCCUAUGUUUCGUUGCUCAAGCAUUUUAUUCCUAUCAUGAACCCAGGUGGAGCUUCACUUUCUCUCACAUAUAUUGCCUCUGAAAGAAUCAUUCCUGGGUACGGUGGGGGCAUGAGUUCAGCUAAAGCCGCUCUGGAGAGUGACACCAGGGUGCUUGCUUUUGAAGCUGGAAGGCGCUAUAAAGUCAGGGUCAACACUAUAUCUGCGGGUCCUCUUGGAAGCCGUGCUGCAAAAGCCAUUGGCUUCAUUGACACAAUGAUCGAAUACUCAAUAAAUAAUGCACCAUUGCAGAAAGAGUUGGCAGCAGAUGAAGUUGGCAAUGCUGCUGCAUUCUUGCUAUCACCAUUGUCUUCAGCUAUUACGGGUUCAGUUGUUUAUGUUGACAACGGUCUAAACGCGAUGGGGGUGGCAGUUGAUAGCCCAGUAUUUGGAGAACUUAACAUUCCAAAAGACAACUAGAGCUAGAGGGAGAAGACAGAGCCGUCUUAUGGGCUUGGCCAGCUAGGCUUGUGCCUAGAGCCUCAAUUUGUUGAGCCCAAAAAUUUUAAUUUUAGUUUUUUUUUAAAAUUUUAUCAUGCAAGCAGUGUUGGGACAUAGUGUCUACCAGUAUUCUUGUUGAUAGUCAUAAUUUCUAGCUAGUGUUAUUGAAAGCCGUUUGUUUUGUAACUAGUGCGCACUAGUUUCCAAUUUCAUUUAGUCGGUAUUUUUAUUUUUUACACUUUUAUAUAAGAACAUUAGAACUUACUACAUGCAAUUCUCUUUAACUAA
Molecule: messenger RNA, 1746 nt
Organism: Papaver somniferum (opium poppy)
Lineage: Eukaryota; Viridiplantae; Streptophyta; Magnoliopsida; Ranunculales; Papaveraceae
Product: enoyl-[acyl-carrier-protein] reductase [NADH], chloroplastic-like
Exons: 13
Coding region: 259-1437 (392 amino acids)
Biological process (GO): fatty acid biosynthetic process
Molecular function (GO): enoyl-[acyl-carrier-protein] reductase (NADH) activity
Source: RefSeq, a predicted model, not a curated record